Molecule: messenger RNA, 2440 nt
Organism: Medicago truncatula (barrel medic)
Lineage: Eukaryota; Viridiplantae; Streptophyta; Magnoliopsida; Fabales; Fabaceae
Product: ubiquitin carboxyl-terminal hydrolase 13
Exons: 13
Coding region: 1-2139 (712 amino acids)
Molecular function (GO): protein binding
Source: RefSeq, a predicted model, not a curated record
AUGGCAAGAGAACUCGUAGAUGAAAGAAGUACCUCUUUUGCAGCUCAUAAGAGAAGAAAGACAACAGAUUCAGUAGGUCCUCAACCUGAAAAUGCCACCAUUGUGGAUAGCCAGCCUGGCAAGGAUCCUUCUCCAUUUAAAUUCACAUGGAGAAUUGAAAGAUUUUCUUGGAGGAACGAGAUAAAGCUCUGUUCAGAUGUAUUUGAUGUUGGGGGCUAUAAAUGGCAUGUAAUUAUUUUCCCAGAAGGGGACAAUGCGAUGGACCAUUUGUCCAUGUAUUUUGGCGUUGCAGAUUCAGAAAAUUUGCCCAACGGUUGGAGUAUUUAUGCACAGUUUACCAUGUCUUUAGUUAAUCAAAUCAAUGCUGAGGACUCUGUGACAAAAGACUUGCGGCACCGAUUCAAUGAACAAGAAUGUGAUUGGGGCGAGCCGUCCUUCAUACCUCUUGAUGAAUUAUCUGAUCCUUCAAGAGGGUAUGUUGUGAAUAAUACUCUUGUAGUUGAAGUUGAGGUAACACGCAAUGUGGAUGAGAAAGACAUCGCUGACCAUGUAAGGGAGAGGUUGAAGAAAGACCAGAAAGUACAAAAGCACAAAAAUAAAGAAAACACAGAGGCUCACCUCUACACUAUUAUAAGGGUGGUACGAGAUGAAGACCUUGCACAACAGAUUGGAAAGGAUAUAUAUUUUGAUCUUGUUGACCCUGACAAAGUGAGCAGUUUUCGUGUUCCCAAGAAUACGACAUUUAAAGAUUUCAAGAAAUUGCUUGCUAAAGAGUUUGACAUACCGGCUGGAUUCCAGCGCUUUUGGUAUUGGGCAAGGAGUCAAAACCAUACAUAUCGUCCUAUUCGGCCAAUGAGACAAACAGAGGAAGCAAGAAGCGUUGGACAAAUUGUAUUGUUUUUGGAAGUCGAGCGUGGACCGGAUUUACGCCCCAUGGCACCAGUACCAGUCACUAUGAGAAAGCAUGACAUAUUACUUUUUUUCAAGUUAUAUGAUCCUGAAAAAGAAGAGCUGCGUUAUGUUGGAAGGCUCUUUGUUAACUGUUAUAGUAACCCGUCAGCAAUUUUAGCAAGGAUAAAUAAAUUGGCUGGUUAUGAUCUUGAUGAAGAGAUUGAACUUUAUGAGGAAAUUGAGUUUGAACCAAAUGUUAAAUGUGAUCCUGUUGACAAGAAAUUAACAUUUACAGAAAGCAAGUUGAACAAUGGUGCUAUUAUAUGCUUUCAGAAAGCUUCUGCAGUGGAUAACGAGAAACAUUUCCGCUAUCCCGAUGUGCCUUCAUACAUGAAAUAUGUGCACAAUCGCCAGGUUCCUAUUUGUCUCUCAGACAUAGAACCCAAAGAUGAAGAAUCGUUAGAGGAGAAAAACGAAAAUAUUAUAUCCGAAGAAACAAAUGUUGACAAAAACAUUGAAGCUCAACAGUCAAAAGGGGAAAAUGAAGGUACCAGCAAAUCCAACACUUCAAAAUUAGUCAGCAUAGACUCUGAAGAAUUUGAUGCUAUGGUAGAUGAGGAUGUCAUUGCGGCAAUUGACAGAGUUUUAUCGGAAGGGAUUACUCUUUCCUUAAAAUCCCAGCAUUCUGUCCAAGGACGAGAAUACUCAAAACGGGAUCCCAAUCUCCCUGAGCAACUUCUUCAGGAAUUAAGGGAUAUUGCUUUUAAAGGAGACUUGGUUGAAAAACUUAAAGAAGGUCUCACUUCUAAAGUUAAUUUCAACGCAGUCAAGGAAAAAAUUGACGCUAAUGCUGAUGCAUUUUCCUCUCUCCAAUUAGAACAAGUCGGUGCUGUUGUUAACCUUCUCAACAACAUUGUGAGGAUGCUUGAAAAAAUUGAAAAUUUGAAAAAAGAGCGAAACAUAGCCAAGAAGAGCACUGACCAAGAUAGUGAAGCAUUGAAGGAAACCAGACAGAAAAUAUUGAACUCAAUGACUUCCUUUACAAACGACCAAACAGAACUCAACUCUCUUGAUGCUCAGAUUGCAAAACUACAAGAAGACAGGGCCAAAAUUGCUGAGAUUCAAGAUCAAGAGAAAGAUAAGAUUACAUCUUUGAAUAAAGAUGUUAAGUCAAUUUUCCAGCACCUCGUUGAUGAUCAAAUCAAGUUGAAAAGUGUUGGAAGAUCAAAUUCCGGAAACUCAAUCUGAAUUGGAAGGUUAUGAGAAGCUCUUUCAAAUCUUCAAGAAAAUCCCUCCAUUUUGAUUUAUGUAUUUGGUUAGCCUUUUUUACCACAACAUUUUUACUUCAAUACCAAUUUAGCUUAUCAGAAAACACAUUUUCUACUGUGAAUUUUCCUUCCUAAUUUGAAGACUAUUUCUUAGACUGUAAGGCUUCAAUUAUGUAGGCUAAUCUUAGAAUAUGGUUCAUGAAUUUUGAAAUCCAUUAUGCAUAAUUGCAUGACUAAUUAUUAAUGUUAGUAUCAUGCAGUCUUUCUGCAUUGUAGGACAA